Messenger RNA from Callithrix jacchus (white-tufted-ear marmoset), 1048 nucleotides. It is a transcript of the gene PARK7, whose product is annotated as Parkinsonism associated deglycase. Gene Ontology annotation, biological process: glycolate biosynthetic process; glyoxal metabolic process; response to oxidative stress. Lineage: Eukaryota; Metazoa; Chordata; Mammalia; Primates; Cebidae. The record is from RefSeq and is a predicted model, not a curated record. Gene Ontology annotation, molecular function: oxidoreductase activity, acting on peroxide as acceptor. Gene Ontology annotation, cellular component: mitochondrion; cytoplasm; nucleus.
GCCCAGCAUGGAACUGGCUAAUCCUGCUUGUUGAAACCGUUUUUAUGAAACUCGUUUUGUUUUGCGUGGACGGUAAAUCUCCAGAUAACCUUAAAUAGGCUAAAAAAAAAAAAAUUGAGAACCUCGUUGAGCUGCUGUCGUUUGCAGUGAGAACUUUGUGCACGGAGAGGCAGAAUGGAGUUGGGUUAACAUCAGUGAGGCGGAUUUCCAUCUUUCUCAGUCAUAAAAAAACCUUUAAAACAUAAAAAUGGCUUCCAAAAGAGCUCUGGUCAUCCUGGCUAAAGGAGCGGAGGAAAUGGAGACCGUCAUCCCUGUAGAUGUCAUGAGGCGAGCUGGGAUAAAGGUCACCGUUGCAGGUCUGGCUGGAAAAGACCCAGUACAGUGUAGCCGUGAUGUCAUGAUUUGUCCUGAUGCCAGUCUUGAAGAUGCAAAAAAAGAGGGACCAUAUGACGUGGUGGUUCUACCAGGAGGUAAUCUGGGUGCACAGAAUUUAUCUGAGUCUGCUGCUGUGAAGGAGAUACUGAAGGAACAGGAAAACCGGAAGGGCCUGAUAGCCGCCAUCUGUGCAGGUCCUACUGCUCUGUUGGCUCAUGAAAUAGGUUUUGGAAGUAAAGUUACAACACAUCCGCUUGCUAAAGACAAAAUGAUGAACGGAGGUCAUUACACCUACUCUGAGAAUCGGGUGGAAAAGGACGGCCUGAUUCUUACAAGCCGUGGGCCUGGGACCAGCUUUGAGUUUGCACUUGCAAUUGUUGAAGCCCUGAACGGCAAGGAAAUGGCGGCUCAAGUGAAGGCUCCACUUGUUCUUAAAGACUAGAGCAGCAAAAUGUGACAGUCACCUAGAGAAACAGGCCUUAGGAAUCUAUUCUCACUGUGUUUGCUGUGAACAAAACAAUGGUAGGUUAAUGUGUUCCUAAGCUGCCCUCAUUACUGCUUUUGUGAAGUAUAGUUUUGAAGUCAUAACUAUACAGAGAUCUUCCAACCUACAAAUUGUGUCUAUACAUUUCUAAGCCUUGUUUGCAGAAUAAACAGGGCAUUUAGCAAACUA